Messenger RNA from Linderina pennispora, 1132 nucleotides. RefSeq lists its product as uncharacterized. The transcript has 6 exons. Gene Ontology annotation, molecular function: hydrolase activity, acting on ester bonds. Lineage: Eukaryota; Fungi; Kickxellomycota; Kickxellomycetes; Kickxellales; Kickxellaceae. The coding region runs from base 92 to 1012 and encodes 306 amino acids. The record is from RefSeq and is a predicted model, not a curated record.
UUGCGGCUCUUUUGCGAAGAACACCCCCUUCCCUCUUCAUCGCGCUUUCCCUUUAUCUCUCUACAACCACAGCCCGAUAUUUUUUAUUAUCAUGCUCCUCAGCUCGCUUUUCCCGAUUUCCGCGCUUGCUCUGGGCUCGGUGGCUGCCGCUGGGACUUCCCAACGCGCCUCGCUGAUCGUCUUUGGUGACAGCCUCAGCGACAACGGCCACAUGCCGCACUACUCGAACUACUCCAAGUACUGGGGUGGCCGCUACAGCAACAGCUACAUGUGGAACGAGUACUCGGCCAAGCUGCUGGAUCUCAAUCUCGAGAACUACGCGAUUGGUGGCUUCCACGACCGACAACAACUGAUUCCUAGCGUCACCGAAAUCGUUCACCAGUACCUCGCCAACAACACGAACGUCUCAGACUACAAGAAGAAGAAUUCGAUCAUCGCCAUCGACGGUGGCGGCAACGACCUCUUCUACAGCCUGGACAAUCUGUCGACCGGCAAGAUGAGCAUCACCUACUUUAUCGAUACAUUGCAUCAAGACCUUCUGCUUGACGACGGCUACCGCAAGAUCUACCUCCUCAACCUCCCCAGUCUCACCAUGGCGCCUGCUCUCGCUGAGGCCCUGGCCGGCAUGCUCACGCCUGUGCUCAAUGCUGUCUUCCGGACCAAGCUCACUGCUCUCCGUCUUAAGAACCCGUCCAAGGCUGCCGAGAACCUGAUGGACACCAGCAACUCGCCUAUGGUUCUGCGUGCCAUCAACGUCACCGACACCAAGAAUCCCUGUGUUGUUGACCAUGCCGACGGCUCGCAGACGUACUGCACUGAUGACGAUAUCCGCUACUACUACGACUCGUUCCACCCCAGCGGCCGCCCGCACUACCUGAUCGGCGUUGCCUUUGCCAACAUUGUCAAGAACCCGUCGUACCCGGUUACCAAGUGGUCCCUCACCGACAUUGCCAAGCAGUACGACAUUGCGCACAGCGACAAGAACCACAACAUUCUUGCCAGCAGCGCUUAAGAAUUUAAGGACACAGCGGCGCUAAUCCCUCACCGGUUAACCUUUUCAUUUCGGGCUGAGCUGUGGUACGAAUACACGUUUUGCCAUAUUUUUAGGUGUGUUAAUUGCCACAUUUGGCGG